Messenger RNA from Hypomesus transpacificus, 2897 nucleotides. RefSeq names its product cartilage oligomeric matrix protein. The record is from RefSeq and is a predicted model, not a curated record. Gene Ontology annotation, molecular function: calcium ion binding. The coding region runs from base 143 to 2389 and encodes 748 amino acids. Gene Ontology annotation, cellular component: extracellular region. NCBI's taxonomy places the organism in Eukaryota, Metazoa, Chordata, Actinopteri, Osmeriformes, Osmeridae. The transcript is spliced from 19 exons. Gene Ontology annotation, biological process: cell adhesion.
CUCCAGACCUGACACAGGAGAAGCUCACCUAAAUCCAGCUGGAAGACCAGGGAUACAAAAGGACAGUGGGCAGACCCUCAACUGGCCUCCACGCCUCAGGCUGAAGACAAAUGCUGUAGAGACAUUGCAAGAGGAUAAAAACAUGUUGAAGAUAGUGGUUCUGAUCGGAGCUCUGAGUGUGUGCUGUAACAACGUGACUGGUCAGAGAGAUGGAGAAAUCAUCAGUCAGAUCAAGGGGACGAAUCAUGCUUUGGCAGAGAUCAAAGAACUUCUCAAACAACAGAUCAGAGAGACUGUAUUUCUAAAGAACACAGUGAUGGAGUGUGAGGCCUGUGGCAUGCGUAUUGAGCCCUCUCGUCCCUCCUGUGUACCCAACCCGUGUCACCCAGGGGUCAAGUGUACAAAGACAGCUGAGGGUAUCAAGUGUGGCCCCUGCCCUGAGGGUAUGGUGGGCAAUGGAACCCAUUGCACUGAUGUGGAUGAGUGUGUCGUGAUGCCCUGUCACAUGGGUGUGCGCUGCAUCAACACAUCCCCAGGGUUCCGAUGCGGGCCGUGUCUCGCAGGCUACACCAGCCCACAGGUCCAGGGAGUUGGCCUCUCUUAUGCCACCGCUAACAAACAGGUUUGCAAGGAUAUAAACGAAUGCGAGGGACCCAAGAAUGGAGGCUGUGUGGAACAUUCUGCUUGUGUGAAUAACCCUGGCUCAUUUAGGUGUGGCCCUUGUAAGCAAGGCUACGUUGGAGAUCAGCGCCGUGGUUGUAAACCUGAGAGAGCGUGUGGGAACGGACAACCAAAUCCCUGUCACGCCAGCGCAGAAUGUAUUGUUCAUCGUCAAGGAAAGAUAGAAUGCAAAUGUGGCAUUGGAUGGGCUGGUAAUGGCUACCUCUGUGGCCCUGAUAUAGAUAUCGAUGGCUUGCCUGAUGAGAAACUGGAUUGCUCCGAGAGAAACUGUUUGAAGGAUAACUGUCUGACUGUACCCAACUCUGGACAAGAAGAUGCCGACCUUGAUGGAUUAGGAGAUGCGUGUGAUGACGAUGCAGAUGGUGAUGGAAUCCUAAAUACACAGGACAACUGUGUGCUGGUACCCAAUGUUGACCAAAGGAAUGUGGACGAGGAUGAUUUCGGAGACGCUUGUGACAAUUGCCGUGGGAUCAAGAAUAAUGACCAGAAGGACACCGAUAUUGACAGAUUGGGGGACGAAUGCGACGAGGACAUUGAUGGUGAUGGAAUCUUAAAUAAGAAGGAUAACUGCAAAAGGGUUCCUAAUGCUGACCAGAAAGAUCGUGAUGGAGACAAAGUGGGAGAUGCUUGUGACAGCUGUCCUUAUGUUCCCAACCCCGAUCAGUUGGACAUGGACAAUGACUUGAUUGGCGAUCCUUGUGACAAUAACAAAGACAGUGAUGGUGACGGGCACCAGGACUCUAAUGACAACUGCCCCGCGGUGAUCAACAGCUCCCAGCUAGACACUGACAGGGAUGGCCUCGGGGAUGAGUGUGACGACGACGAUGACAAUGAUGGCAUUCCGGAUCUCCUGCCACCAGGCCCCGAUAACUGCCGACUCAUCCCCAAUCCCCUACAGGAAGAUACCGACGGCAAUGGCGUGGGCAACGUGUGUGAAAACGACUUUGACAACGACACAAUUAUCGACACCAUUGACGUGUGCCCGGAGAAUGCUGAGGUCACCCUGACAGACUUUAGGGAAUACCAGACAGUAGUGCUGGACCCCGAGGGCGAUGCACAGAUAGACCCUAACUGGGUAGUACUGGACCAGGGAAGAGAGAUUGUUCAAACCAUGAAUAGUGAUCCUGGACUGGCUGUUGGUUACACUGCUUUCAGCGGUGUCGAUUUCGAAGGGACGUUUCAUGUAAACACGGUAACCGACGACGACUAUGCAGGCUUCAUCUUUGGCUACCAGGACUCCUCCAGCUUCUACGUGGUUAUGUGGAAACAAGUGGAGCAGAUCUACUGGCAGGCUAACCCCUUCAGGGCUGUGGCAGAACCAGGCAUCCAACUGAAGGCUGUAAAGUCGACCACGGGACCGGGAGAAAACCUGCGGAACUCCCUGUGGCACACGGGGGACACCAGCGACCAGGUGAAGCUCCUGUGGAAAGAUGCUCGCAACGUGGGCUGGAAGGACAAGACAUCCUACCGCUGGUUCCUCCAACACAGGCCUCAAGACGGCUACAUCAGAGUGCGUUUCUAUGAGGGCACUAAGAUGGUGGCCGACACAGGCAUCAUUAUAGACAGCACCAUGAGAGGAGGACGACUUGGGGUCUUCUGUUUCUCCCAGGAAAACAUCAUCUGGGCAAACCUUCGCUAUCGCUGCAACGACACUCUGCCUGAGGAUUUUGACACAUACAGAGCCCAACAGGUCCAGCUGCAGCUCUAAAGAGUUCAGAAAAAUCCUCCCAAAAGAACUCUGGAGUGACAUUCUAAUUCGCAACAUUCUUUGAAACCCCCACUCCCACAAAAAACAGGAAGUAUGUCCACUGUCAUCUCAUACAAUUAGUAACUGAAUAGGGGACAGUUGAAAUGUCCAUCUUCUCAUGAAAUACUCUUCACUUCCACAUAGUGGCACAGUUUGACUGUUUGUGACCUUUUCCUUUGGACCAAAUUCAUAAAUUUUUUUGUAAAAUAUAUCCCGAAUAAAUCUAGCUGUCUUACUUCAAGAGGCCUUUUUCAAACACAUUCAUCGACACGGUCAAUAAUGACCAAUGUAUCAUUUGGAUUUUGAUUAAAUAUGAGAAUGGCAGAGAACCUUAACUACCUCUGCUAUUUACUUGUUGUACAGUUUUAUGUGGCUUAAUUUUUGUGUGGCUUUUUUGUGGCUUUUAUGUGGCUUCAUUUUAGGCAAAUCAAUUCCAGCUUUUCAAGAAGGAAACAACAUAUAUACUACC